Messenger RNA from Carica papaya (papaya), 1331 nucleotides. RefSeq names its product D-isomer specific 2-hydroxyacid dehydrogenase family protein. Gene Ontology annotation, molecular function: hydroxypyruvate reductase [NAD(P)H] activity; glyoxylate reductase (NADPH) activity; NAD binding. NCBI's taxonomy places the organism in Eukaryota, Viridiplantae, Streptophyta, Magnoliopsida, Brassicales, Caricaceae. The record is from RefSeq and is a predicted model, not a curated record. Gene Ontology annotation, cellular component: cytosol.
AACUCGUUGACUCUCCCGGGAAGAAGGAUGAUGAAUUUGUAAACCCAAUCAAGCGAAAAAGUAAGAUUCUUGGAACUUUCGUUUUCCAGUUUCACUCGCUUACAGAUGGAUCAAAGCUCUCCGUCUCCCGUCCUCCCUCAAGUCCUGGUUCUGAAACGUCCGCCGGCGUUCGUAUUAUUCGGCGACCAUUUCUAUGACUCACCCAAAUUCCAUUUCCUUAAAUCCUACGAGUCAGAUCUCCCUCUCCACCAAUUCUUGGCCACCCAUUCCCACUCUGUCCGGGCCAUCCUCUCUUCCGGCUGCUCCAUUGUCACCGCCGAUAUCAUUCGCCUCUUGCCGGAUCUUCGCCUCGUCGUUUCCACCAGCGCCGGCCUCAACCACAUCGACAUAGCCGAAUGCCGCCGUCGCGGCAUCGCUGUAGCCAACGCUGGUACCAUCUUCUCCCCAGAUGUCGCCGACGCGGCCAUCGGACUCCUGAUUGAUGUCUUGCGGAAAAUUUCAUCUGCCGAUCGAUAUGUGAAACGUGGACUUUGGACCAGUAAAGGGGAAUACCCGCUUGCUUGUAAGCUGGGUGGGAAACGAAUAGGGAUAGUCGGACUGGGGAGCAUAGGCGUAGAGGUGGCCAAAAGACUGGAAUCCUUCGGCUGCCAUAUCUCAUACAAUUCAAGAGCACGAAAACCCAGUUUUCCAUACCCAUUUUACACAAACGUGCGCGAGCUCGCAGCCGACAGCGAUGCACUCAUCAUCUGCUGCUCACUAACAGAGCAAACCCACCACAUGAUCGACAAGGAGGUUUUAUUGGCGCUGGGGAAGGAAGGAGUGGUUAUAAAUGUCGCGCGCGGCGGAGUUGUAGACGAGAAAGAAAUGGUUAGAUGUCUGGUGCAGGGAGAGAUCGGAGGUGCUGGGCUGGAUGUGUUCGAGAGGGAGCCUGAUGUGCCGGCUGAGCUGUUUGAAUUGGAUAGCGUCGUCAUGACGCCUCAUUCUGCGGUGUUUACCAUGGAGACUUUCGAGGAGUUGAGGAAAGUUGUAGUGGGUAACUUGGAAGCUUUCUUCGACAACAAACCCUUGCUUACUCCGGUUCAUGAUCAUUGAAUCAAGCUCUGUAUUCUUUCAAGGUAACAUGAUUUUAAGUCUCUUUCAAUUUAUAUCCCAAUAUUUUGCCAGCAUAUAUUGAUAUAGAAAUCUGAUAUUUGUAGAAUAUUAUAUUUAAUGGUCUCUUGGAUGUAUUCAACUCUAAAGUGUGUUUGGAACAAAAAAGUUGCAGACUUUCAGUCAUUUGUGUAUCUUAAUGCAUUUGAAGUUGAAGUUGUUCUAAAUAUGGAUUCAAUUUC